Messenger RNA from Larimichthys crocea (large yellow croaker), 1902 nucleotides. It is a transcript of the gene metrnlb, whose product is annotated as meteorin like, glial cell differentiation regulator b. The record is from RefSeq and is a predicted model, not a curated record. Gene Ontology annotation, molecular function: hormone activity. Gene Ontology annotation, biological process: positive regulation of brown fat cell differentiation; energy homeostasis. Bases 483 to 1364 code for a protein of 293 amino acids. The transcript has 5 exons. NCBI's taxonomy places the organism in Eukaryota, Metazoa, Chordata, Actinopteri, Sciaenidae.
GAUGGUACUUGUUAUGCUGAAAUGAGAGCUCGAGGGCUUUCUCCACACACACAUCUUUCAGGGGAAUGCGUGGGCGUGGUUUGGAGCGAGCGUUCGCGUGUCACUCAAGUCAACUCAGCUGCUGGCACGCGCCCCCGGUGACGUGAAGCUGAGCGCACGCAGCGAACGUUUUUUAAACGGUCCGCUGCUGUCCUGCAGCGUUGCGCGCACACACACGCCGCUCCUUUUACAAACAAAAAAGCUUUUUUUUUUUUCUUUUUUUUUUUUGUUAAAAAUGUUUCUUGUGCCGCAGACACGCAACAUUUGCCUCGGCUGAACCCGACAUGUAGUUCAGCCUGCCCGCUUGCCUGCCUGCGCGCGCGCUAAACGGAGCUCCGUGGGGGAUUAUUUCGCUUCAUCCUGCGGUUUGGGAGCAACAGAGCGCGCGGCUUGCUGUGUCUGCUGUGCGGAGAUCCGGUGACCGCCGGGGCGGACAGGCCACCAUGCUCCGGCCGUGGGCUGCUCACUGGAUCGCAGCUGUGCUCCUGUGCGGGGCGGUGGCACAAUACUCCAGCGACCAGUGUAACUGGCGGGGAAGUGGUCUGAGCCAUGAGUCCCAUCGCAGAGAUGUGGAGCAGGUCUACCUACGCUGCUCGCAGGGCUCUCUGGAGUGGCUCUACCCCACAGGAGCCAUCAUUGUAAACAUGCGGCCAAACACAGAGCCCUCAUCAGGACACAUGGCAGGUCUCCAUGUGUGCAUCAAACCCUACACUUAUUCCCAGGGUUCUCAUGUGUAUCUGGAGCGUGCCGGGGAUCUGACGCUGCUGUUGGCAGAGAAGGAUCACGCCCAGGGCACAGUGCACUGUUUCAGCCUGGCAGAGGGAGCUCUCUUUGUGGAGGCCGUCCCUCAGACAGACAUCAGCCGGAGGAUCACAGCUUUCCAGUACGAGCUGGUGCCCAGCCAGGGGCCCGGAGCACACAUGUACCCGUACCUGCACUCUGGUUCAGUCACCUGUAAACCCUGUUCAGACGAGGAGGUCCUCAUGGCUGUGUGUACCAGUGACUUUGCCGGCAGUGGCAUCUUUCAAGGAGUGACAUCAGGUACAAACGACCACGCCCCCGUUGUGGUGACACUGAGUCGGCUGUUCCGACAGAAGAGCAGGGUGUUUGCAUGGAGCGGAGCCAGAGGGCGGCGUUGGAGUGGACGCAUCAAUGUUCCCUCGCAGUGUGGAGUGCAUCCCGGAGGGGAUGAGUACCUUUUGACUGGCUCUGUCCAUUUUGGAGGAGCCUGGCUUGGCUGCGCACCUCGUUACAAGGACUUCCUGAAGCUGUAUGUCAGAGCACAGAAAGCAGGAACAAACCCCUGUCAAAUAGACACAAACUGAGAGAUGUCCUCAGGGUUCUGGGUAAAACAUGGUGGAGUGCUUCAAUAAAAAAAGAAGCAGGAAGAUGCAAAAGAGGAACAGAGAGAUAAACAAACUGAAAACCUUCUGGCAGUCUUUUCAAAGCUACUUCUGCAGGAUGUUUUCAGUGCAACUUUGCCUGGCAGCAGCAAAGACGAUCGGGACAGUUUGAACAUUUUAGUAGCCAAAUGUGCUGCCUAAACUAAAAUGUGCACAUUUUGGCUGUACAUGUAAGCUGUGUGUGUGUAAGUGUGUUUGUGCACAAGUGAGACAGCAAAUGGAUGAAUGAUGAGCUUAAAUUAAUUUUGGUUAAUGUUUUUUGUUGACGAUAUGGCUUGUGUGAUCAUUCUCGAAAUGAAAGUUUGCUUUGUAAAAAGCUUUCUGUAAAAUUUAGGAGUCUUCUGACAGAAGUGAACAGUAUGCAGCUCUGUGAGUCUUUAUGUACUUAGUGUGUGUGUGUUUUGCUAAUGAGUUCAAAGGGUCUAUAUAUUUGCAGAAAAUAAAAAAAAGCCAUCCUAUA